AUGAGGAAGAAUAGCUUUAGUAUUAUGCUAAUAGACGGCGAAAAAAGAUUAUACUCUUUAGAAAAUGAUUCAUUGUCAUCAUCAUUAUCUGAUGGUAUCGAAGGCCAUGUUACGAAGAUUCGCUGCCCAAUCAUUUCCUUGGACUGUAAUCUUAAGAAAGUUAAUUUUGCGGGUUCUUGUAAUGGCUUGUUUUUCCUGCUUCGAGAAGAGGCCCUGUAUGGAGAAGAGACCGAUAAUUUUUGGUUGUGGAACCCAUGUUUGUGGAAUCCAUCUACCCAAGAGUUCAAAUAUCUACAAAGACUUGGAUUUCCAGUGAAUGAGAGGGCCUGCGUUUUACACAGAGGAUAUGGGUUUGGUUAUGAUGCUGAGACUGAUAAUUACAAGUGUGUACGUAUUUUCAUUUAUUCAAUCGAUAGCCAUUCUCAUGUUCACAUCUAUUCGCUCAGAUCGAAUACAUGGAAAUUAAUGCAUAUUCCAUAUAAAUUGAGCACUGAUGACAGAUACUUUCGAGCACCAAAUGGGGUCUUUUGUAAUGGAGCUCUACAUUGGUUCGUAAUUAAGGAUUACGGUCGUUCUCUCCAAGUCUUAAUGGCUAUUAAUAUGCCAGAUGAGGGAAUCAGAGAAAUUCCACAACCAGAGAGUGUAGAGGAAUUAGGAUACGUUAAACAUGUUGAUGUCUUGGACGGGUAUCUUUGCAUUCUUUGUAGGAAUUCUGCUGCUUACGAAGCAUGGCUAAUGAAGGAUUAUGGAAUGAGAGAAUCAUGGACAAAAGCAUACAACAUUCCGAGACUGACAUUAGAAGUUGGAACACAAACAUUUGUGGACAUGAAGAAGAUUGAGUGCUUAAAAACUGGUGAGAUUCUACUUGAGGUUCAGUACAACUCUUUCAAGAUAGCAGCCUUGGUGUUAUACGACCCAAAGAAUGAGACGGCUACGUAUUUGAAAGUGUAUAAAAACUUUGGGGAUUAUUCAGUCUUACGAUCAGUAUCCGUUAGGUAUGUGAAGAGCUUAGUCAAACUUAGCUCUAAGGAUAAUGAAAGAAAGGAUGGCCAACAGAGCACUAUCCAUAUAAGGGAUUGA
Molecule: messenger RNA, 1080 nt
Organism: Papaver somniferum (opium poppy)
Lineage: Eukaryota; Viridiplantae; Streptophyta; Magnoliopsida; Ranunculales; Papaveraceae
Product: F-box protein CPR1-like
Exons: 1
Coding region: 1-1080 (359 amino acids)
Source: RefSeq, a predicted model, not a curated record